CUGAAUUACGACAUCGUCGCAUUGCGACUUGACUGCUUCUACUUCAAAGAACACAACAGUCUCGACAGAAUUUGCUAAUAAUCGCCAGUCCGACACUGUUUGAAUGUGAAGUGGCGGCAAAUCAGAAAGUUGAUCGCCAGUCCGAUAUAUCUUUAGUUAGGGUUUAAUCCACUCAUUUGCAAUUGGUUUUGUACUCUGAACAUCGGUUGGCUGAGCUUGUUGAGUCCUCUACAAUGACAGUGGACUCUUCCUCAUCAGUUUGCAAUUUGGGGAUUUUGGACUCUCUCAAUGACGAUGCGAUUCAAGAAAUUCUGGAAAGCUGGAAUGGCUUCUGCUUCUCCACCGAAGCUCUUCUCAAAGCCAACGGUGACCUAUCGUACGGUUCAGAGUUCGUGUCUCACGCUCUCACUCUCUGCAACCACGGCCUCCAAUCUCUCGCUCAAGAACACUUCCUUCGCUCUCUUGAGGAAACUUUCGAGAAAAAUGGAGUACCAAAAUUCUGGCGGCAUUUUGAUGCUUACAGCAAUGUUGCAGCUUUAGAAAUGAAUGACCCGGUUCAAGAGAAUGGAGUUCAACAAGUAUUAUGUAAAGCUCUUGAAGAGAUAUCGUUGGAAAAACAAUACCAGGAGAAGUGCCUUUCAAUGUUGGUUCAUGCAUUACAGUCAUACCGAGAUAGUAUGUCGGAGGGAAGACACAAGUCAGAUUCCGAAAGAAUCCAUCUUUCUUCUAAAUAUCAGUUAAUGGUGUCUUCAGUUCUCAUGGCCUCUCUUCCUCGGCAUUUUCCUGAGAUACUCCACUGGUAUUUCAAGGGAAGGCUGGAGGAGUUAAGUACAAUUAUGGCUGGAGAAUUUGGAGAAGAUGAUGAAUCACAAGAUAAAGAUGACAUGGAUAUAGAUGAAAAAGGUAAACUCCCCUACAGAAUUGGUGAAAUGGAUAUUGAUGGGUACUAUCGUCAGAGAAGGUUUUCAGAAAACAACAAACUAGUGAAGAGCAUUGGAACGGUUGUUCGUAAUCUUAGAAGUCUUGGAUUUACAUCAAUGACGGAAGAUGCCUAUGCUUCUGCUAUAUUUUUACUUUUAAAGGCUAAAGUUCAUGAUCUGGCUGGUGAUGAUUACAGGAGUUCUGUUUUGGAGUCCAUUAAGGAGUGGAUACAGGCUGUGCCCCUCCAGUUCUUGCAUGCACUUCUUGCUUAUCUCGGUGACUCGGUUAGUUAUGACAGCCCUUCUUCUGGUCUGAAAUCACCUUUGGCAUUGCACCCACCUUCAUGCUAUCUUGGAACUGACACACCCUCUGAAGGACUUAUUAGAUGGCAGUUGCGGCUAGAGUAUUUUGCUUAUGAAACAUUGCAGGAUUUAAGAAUAGACAAACUUUUUGAGAUUAUUGUGGAUUAUCCUGACAGUUCUCCUGCUAUCGAGGACUUGAAACAAUGUCUUGAAUAUACUGGACAACAUUCAAAGCUGGUUGAUUCGUUUAUUUCUGCACUGCGAUAUCGUCUGCUUACAGCUGGUGCAUCAACCAAUGACAUAUUGCACCAAUAUGUUUCAACUAUUAAAGCACUUCGGACAAUUGAUCCAGCGGGUGUUUUUCUUGAAGCAGUUGGUGAACCAAUAAGGGAAUACCUAAAGGGGAGAAAAGACACCAUUAAAUGCAUCGUGACCAUGCUUACUGAUGGGACUGGUGGGAAUCCCAAUGGACCUGGAAAUGGGGAUAGCCUUCUUGAAGAAUUAAAUAGAGAUGAAGAAAAUCAGGAGAACACUAGUAUUGAUGAUGAUAUCAACACUGACGACAAGCAAGCAUGGAUAAAUGCCCAACGCUGGGAGCCUGACCCUGUAGAGGCUGACCCCUUGAAGGGUAGCAGGAAUCGAAGGAAGGUGGACAUACUUGGAAUGAUUGUUGGCAUAAUCGGUUCAAAGGAUCAGCUAGUUAAUGAAUAUCAUGUUAUGCUAGCUGAAAAGCUUCUGAACAAAUCUGAUUAUGAUAUUGACUCAGAAAUACGUACCUUGGAACUGCUUAAGAUACAUUUUGGAGAGAGCAGCAUGCAGAGGUGUGAGAUUAUGCUCAAUGAUCUGAUUGAUUCCAAAAGGACAAACACCAAUAUAAAAGCAACCAUAAACCAGCCAUCUCAAACAGGUGAUGAGUUAGGGGAGAAUGGUGUAUCACUUGAUAUUCUGAAUGCUACAAUCUUAUCUUCAAAUUUCUGGCCCCCCAUCCAGGACGAAACCAUUAAAAUACCGGGGCCUGUGGAUGAGCUGCUAAGUGAUUAUGCGAAAAGAUUUAAUGAAAUCAAGACCCCUCGGAAGCUAUUGUGGAAGAAAAAUCUUGGUACAGUCAAGUUGGAGUUGCAAUUUGAAGAUAGAGCACUGCAGUUUACGGUGGCUCCUGUGCAUGCGUCAAUCAUUAUGCAAUUUCAAGAUCAAACAAGCUGGACCUCUAAGAAUCUUGCAGCUGCUAUUGGGAUACCUGCGGACGUACUCAAUCGCAGAAUAAAUUUCUGGAUAAGCAAGGGGAUUCUUGCAGAAUCAUUUGGAGAUGACUCUAACGACCACAUAUUUACGCUGGUGGAUAGCAUUGCCGACUCUAAUAAACCUGGUGUUGGCGGUGGUAGCUGUGAUGAGCUUCUAGUUGGUGACGAGGAUGGCGAGAGAUCAGUGGCCUCCAUUGAGGAUCAACUACGUAAAGAAAUGACUGUGUAUGAGAAAUUUAUCACUGGGAUGCUAACAAAUUUCGGCAGCAUGGCAUUGGAUCGGAUUCAUAAUACUCUCAAGAUGUUUUGCGUAGCUGAUCCGCCUUAUGACAAGUCACUCCAACAGCUGCAAAGCUUCUUAUCUGGUUUAGUCGUGGAAGAGAAGUUGGAACUAAGAGAUGGAAUGUACUUUCUGGGGAAGUGAAAAGAGUGAUGGAAUUGAUUUCAUCCAUUUGAUCAAAAGCUACAAGUGAAUAGCAAUGUCGAGACCUCGUUUUGAAAGCUUUGCUGCGUGCACUCAUACUGGGGAAAACUGGGGAGCAGAAAAGUAAAAAAUUUCAAUUUUGACAAGAAGCCGAAUAGUUGUAUUAUUAUGCUUUGAUUGGAGUAGUUAUUUAUUUAAUGUUGGUCAAGUAUGAAAUAGUGAAGAUCAAAGAUUUGAAUGAGAGAUGAACACGAAGAGUAGUGCAUAGCAUAUUUUAUAUCAAAUAAUUUGGUAAAUUACACUCACUUAUGUACAAAUAAAUUAUAAGCACUUGUUUGUUGAUUAAAAAAGGUCUGGAGGGAGUUUCGUAAUUUCAAAAUAUUUUUAGAAUGGAUUUGUAAUAUUUUAGACUAUCACAAAUGAUCAUAUUUCUUCAGGAAUGAUUUUUUCUAGCCAUGGAAUUAAA
Cornus florida is the source of this 3354-nucleotide messenger RNA. Its product is annotated as anaphase-promoting complex subunit 2. Bases 234 to 2888 code for a protein of 884 amino acids. The record is from RefSeq and is a predicted model, not a curated record. The transcript is spliced from 16 exons. Lineage: Eukaryota; Viridiplantae; Streptophyta; Magnoliopsida; Cornales; Cornaceae. Gene Ontology annotation, cellular component: anaphase-promoting complex. Gene Ontology annotation, biological process: ubiquitin-dependent protein catabolic process. Gene Ontology annotation, molecular function: ubiquitin protein ligase binding.